CGUGCGUCAGUUUCUGAGCGUAAAGUCCAGAAAGUAUUUCCAAAAUGAGCGGACGAGGCAAAACCGGUGGAAAAGCCAGAGCUAAGGCGAAGACGCGCUCCUCUCGCGCCGGGCUUCAGUUUCCAGUCGGCCGUGUCCACAGGCUGCUGCGUAAAGGCAAUUAUGCGGAGCGAGUGGGUGCCGGCGCUCCCGUCUACCUGGCGGCUGUGCUGGAGUAUCUCACCGCUGAAAUCCUGGAGUUGGCUGGAAAUGCUGCCCGUGACAACAAGAAGACCCGCAUCAUUCCUCGCCAUCUGCAGCUGGCUGUCCGCAACGACGAGGAGCUUAACAAGCUGCUGGGCGGAGUGACCAUCGCUCAGGGCGGCGUGCUGCCCAACAUCCAGGCCGUCCUGCUGCCUAAGAAGACCGAGAAGCCCGCCAAGACCAAGUAAAUGUGCGGAUUCUGCUGGAGACCAGCCCCAAAACGGCUCUUUUAAGAGCCACAAA
Scatophagus argus is the source of this 486-nucleotide messenger RNA. RefSeq names its product histone H2A-like. The record is from RefSeq and is a predicted model, not a curated record. Lineage: Eukaryota; Metazoa; Chordata; Actinopteri; Scatophagidae. The transcript has a single exon. Bases 45 to 431 code for a protein of 128 amino acids. Gene Ontology annotation, molecular function: DNA binding; structural constituent of chromatin; protein heterodimerization activity. Gene Ontology annotation, cellular component: nucleosome.